AUGUCUGAAUAUAACACUAGCAUCUUCUGGAGGAGUGCUAGAAACACCACUCGAUAUUCGCUCAUGCUGCCUUUGGUCCCGCGCUCUGACUGUGAUGUAAUUAACACAUGUGCAACAACAGUCAUUCCGCCUUUCUAUCACCUCUUGUCGCUGCUAGGGACCUUAGGGAACCUCUACAGCUUGUGGGGGUGUCUGCGGCCCUCACAACCGUGGAGCAUCGGCACCAUCUGGGUACUAAACUUAGCAAUGUGUGACCUGGUCUAUUUAGCCUCCAUGCCCCCCUGGGCUGUAUACCUGAGCACCAACUACCAGUGGGACCUGAGCCACUCUGUCUGUAUCCUGGUGAACGUCCUCUACUUCAUAGGUUUGACCACAAACACCAUGUUUAUCUGCACCAUCAGUACUGACCGCUUCCUGGCCAUCGCCUUCCCUCUGGAGUCCCGCAUGGUGCGCACGCCCCGCAAUGCAGUUCUAGUUUCCGUGCUCCUUUGGGCCAUCGCCGCACUCCUCGUCUACUUGCAAUACCCAAACAUCCUCUACUGGGAGCACCAUGACGGCACCAAGUACUGCGGGGUGUUGGUGAUCUCUAAGCUGCACGUACACAGGGCUGCCUACAGCCUCCUGUCCUACCACAUUGUCCAGGUGUCCAUUCCAUUUCUGCUCGUUAUCCCCUCCUAUGUACGAAUCAUGGUGCGCAUGAGGCAGUCCCGGCAGCAGUGGAGCAUGGGCACCAUGCAAGCUCGGGACAGGACCAUGUGGCUCAUUGCUGUAUUCAUCGCUAACUUUCUGAUAAGCUGGGUGCCAGGGAAGCUUCUCUACAUCAUCUCCUUUGUUCUCUUCAUCACCAUGUAUGAGAGUGCAAACCCCUGCUGGUUGGCCAGUGUGAUAAACCUGCUGAUGGAGGCUUCCCAGGUGCUGUAUUGCGUCAACGCUUGCCUGGACCCUCUCAUCUUUCACGUGCACCAAGGCCUGGGGGAGCAGUGCCAGGCGGCACUGAGCUGGAUGGUUUGCUGGGGGAAAGAAAGGAUGUGGUCAAUGGAGGAGAAGGAAAGCAGGACUACACCUGCUGUGAUGCCGAUAAGUGUAGUCCAGCUUCAAGGCCCUGGCCACAAUCAGGCCACUUUCCUCAAGCAGUAAGUACACGUAGCAGAGACAGAGAAGGACUCGGCCUCAUUAACCUGUUUUCGCCAUAUAAAAUACUGAACUACAUUGAACAGUAUAA
Scleropages formosus (Asian bonytongue) is the source of this 1222-nucleotide messenger RNA. RefSeq names its product C-C chemokine receptor type 5-like. Gene Ontology annotation, molecular function: G protein-coupled receptor activity. The transcript has a single exon. Gene Ontology annotation, cellular component: plasma membrane. NCBI's taxonomy places the organism in Eukaryota, Metazoa, Chordata, Actinopteri, Osteoglossiformes, Osteoglossidae. The record is from RefSeq and is a predicted model, not a curated record. Bases 1 to 1137 code for a protein of 378 amino acids. Gene Ontology annotation, biological process: positive regulation of Rho protein signal transduction; phospholipase C-activating G protein-coupled receptor signaling pathway.